Molecule: messenger RNA, 1685 nt
Organism: Labrus bergylta (ballan wrasse)
Lineage: Eukaryota; Metazoa; Chordata; Actinopteri; Labriformes; Labridae
Gene: crybb1l2
Product: crystallin, beta B1, like 2
Biological process (GO): visual perception; lens development in camera-type eye
Molecular function (GO): structural constituent of eye lens
Source: RefSeq, a predicted model, not a curated record
AAAGCACUGAAGGGAACAGCGACAGGCUGUUAAAUUUGAACCUGGUCAGCCUGGCUGUGUUUAUUCAGGCCAGUCAAUCAGGCUUAAGUCUGAGAAAAACGUCCUGGAGAUAGCUGCAGGCUAAGUGUAUACUGGCUAAACUUUCCUUUUAUUUUAUGGAUUCAUGCCAUGAUCAGAUGAUUCUGAAGUUAUUCUAUAUUUCAUUCAGUUUUCUUACUCAAUAAAUAUACUGACUUUCACAUCGUCCACCUACCCCUACCAUCUCUCUUUCUCUCCACCUCCCUCUCUCUCUUUGAUGAUGGGGGUAUUUCUAUUCUGUGGGGGCUGUGAGCUCAGCGAGUUUGUUUCUGUGUCUAUAAUCCCCCCUCUCUGGGCGCCAGCAUAUAAAAGCUUCAAUGGGCCCGGCGCACUCUUGCACAGAGCACCAGUCUCAGCCCUGAGUCCUACUCCUUUACGCACACACACUGCCACAGUAAUCAUGUCUUCUGGGGGAGAUAAAUCCAAGUCUGCUUCUCAGACUGACGGGAAGGCGGCUCAGAACAAGAUGUCUGAGAUGGGCAUGAUGUCCUACAAGAUGCGCGUGUUUGACCAGGAGAACUUCCAGGGACGCUGCAUUGAGAUCACUGGGGAGUGUAUGAGUGUGUGUGACAUGGGAAUGGACAAGGUGCGCUCCCUGCGUGUCGACAGCGGCCCUUUCGUGGGCUUCGAGCAGAUGAACCUCUGCGGUGAGAUGUUCAUCCUGGAGAAGGGAGAGUAUCCCCGCUGGGACUCCUGGAGCAACUGCCAGAAAAACGACUAUCUGCUGUCCUUCAGACCUGUCCGCAUGGACCCAGAGAAGCACAAAAUCUGCCUGUACGAGGUCGGAGAGUUCAAGGGCCGCAAGAUGGAGAUCAUGGACGAUGAUGUCCCCAGCCUGUUCUCCUACGGUUUCACCGACAGGGUUGGCAGCAUCAUGGUCGGCUGUGGAACUUUUGUGGGCUACCAGUUCCCUGGUUACCGUGGCAGCCAGUACCUGCUGGAGAAGGGCGAAUUCAGACACUUCAAUGAGUUUGGCGCCCGCUGCCCCCAGAUGCAGUCCAUCAGGCGCAUCCGCGACAUGCAGUGGCACCCACACGGCUGCUACACCAUGUCCAGCAAGUGAAACCCGGAGAGGGCGAGGAAGAGAGGGAUUGGAGGAGAGACGCAGCAUAGAGAGAAAGGGGAAAGUGAAGAAGGGAGGGUCAAAAAGGAGAGGAGGAGGGAAAGAGUGUAAUACUCCUCCUCUGAAUAACCUCUGGGCCGUUAAGGGGCAGGAUUGAGGGAAUUCAUUUUCACAGGGUAUUUUUAGUUCUUUCAACAAUGUAAUCAAAGUAUAGAGGGAGAUAUUUACAUAGAUCACUAAACCAACUAUGCACCCUUUUUUUGCGCUCCCUCUCACAUCAUCUCUGUUCGUCAGCUUGCUUCUCCCCACUCUCCUCCCUCCUCCCCUCGCUUCCUCCCUCCCCCUCAAACUUCUCUUUCACAUCACGUCAGCCCCUAUCACUGCCUGACUGUCGGCAGGGAACCAGUUUGGAUUUGUGUCUGCUCUUGUGUAGAGGAGCUGAGACAGAAGAAAACCCACGACAAGAUAAGUGGUCACAGAUUGUCUGUGCUGAGACUCUCAAAACAUAUUAGCAUGAAAGCCAAAUAAAGCCUCUCACAUCCUG